This is a messenger RNA of Danaus chrysippus (African queen), 1827 nucleotides long. Lineage: Eukaryota; Metazoa; Arthropoda; Insecta; Lepidoptera; Nymphalidae. The record is from the annotation of a GenBank genome assembly.
AUGCUUGACUUCGAAAAUAUAAGGUGGAAAAUAUGUGUGCUACUCGUAGUAUUUUCACGCAGUGUGACUUCACAAGCCUCACCUCACAUUUUAUUUAUUAUGGUGGAUGAUAUGGGUUGGAAUGAUGUUUCGUAUCAUGGAUCUAAUCAAAUAUUGACGCCUAACUUGGACGUAUUGGCCAGUAGGAGUGUGAUACUUCAACAAUACUACAGCGAGGCGAUAUGCACUCCGGCACGUACGGCGCUACUCACCGGCAAAUACCCUAUGCGACUAGGUAUGCACGGAAUGCCGCUAUAUAAUUCAGAAGAUCGAGGCAUUCCUAUAUCAGAGCGACUGCUGCCUUCGUACUUGAAGGAAAGAGGUUACAAAACACAUUUGGUCGGUAAGUGGCAUGUGGGUAUGUCACGAAAUCAGUUCCUACCAACCAGAAGGGGAUAUGACAGCCAUUAUGGAAUGCUCGGCGGAUUUGUGGAUUAUUAUACGUACAAUAAAGUUGAACUGUUGCCUAAUGGAAAAGAGUUCUAUGGAGCUGACCUCAUGUUUAACGAUAUCCCACAAGAUGACGAGGAUAGAUACAUUGUAGACGCACUAACUGAAAGAGCUAUGGACAUCAUACAAAAUCACAAUGACUCAAGUCCAAUGUUCCUUCACUUGGCGCAUAACGUACCACAUGCAGGCAAUGAUGGAGGGCUGCUUCAGCCUCCAAAUGUACCACUUUCAAAGAGGAAUCAACAUAUUGCUCAUUCUAAUAGAAGACUCUACGCAGAAAUGGUUACUCAUUUGGACCUUAGUGUUGGACGUGUUGUGAAGGCUUUAGCAGAUAAAGGAAUGUUGCAAAGCACUAUUAUUAUAUUCGCUUCUGAUAACGGAGCGCCGACUGUAGGUAUGUUUAAUAAUUGGGGAGUGAAUUUACCUUUUCGAGGGAAGAAACAAACUCCUUGGGAAGGAGGCGUUAGAGUCCCAGCGUUUAUAUGGCAUCCCUCAUUAAGACCGAAAGUUUGGGAUGGACUUAUGCACGUUACUGACUGGCUUCCCACUCUCGUGGGGGCUGUUGGUGGUGAAGUGAAUGUCCAGAUUGACGGUGUUAAUCAGUGGGAUUCUAUAUCACAAGAUGCAAAACCUAAGAGAAAAGAAGUAUUGAUUGCUAUUGAAGACAGUGAUGCCAAUGUUUACGCUGCAUUCAGAGCUGGUGAUUAUAAGAUCGUUGUUGGAAAUGUGACCGGUUUGAGCAAUGGAUACUAUGGGGCUGACCUCAUGACCUAUAGAUCGUCCCCACCUGAUUAUUUUGCUACUCUUAAAUCGUCACAGGUAGCUAAGGUUUUUGAAUCAUUGAAUAUGAAAUUGGACUACGAUGAAGUGUUGGCGAUGCGAGAAGCAAGUAUCAUCAAACAAAUAGACCCAGUACGAGAUUUGACUCCAUGUGAGCCUAGGCCUGAUCGUGGAUGUUUAUACAAUGUUAAACGAGAUCCAUCGGAGAGUCACGACUUAUGGAGUAGAGGAACUAAGAUAACAGCGUUAUUGUGGAGUAGAUUGAGGACCUUGUGGUCAAUGCAAUUAAGAAGAGGUCCAAUAAUGAUAGACCCUCGAGCCGAUCCAGUAAAUUUCGGUUACAGAUGGUUACCGUGGCUUAAUGACAGUUCGCCAGUCAUGACCCUAAAUGAUACUAAUGUAUCCAAAAAUGAAAUAAGUUCAAAUUUUAGUGAAAAUUAUUAUAUUGUACCCAAUAAUGAUGGUUCUUCAAAUGGAAAGACCGUAGCAACACCAGUUAACUGUCAAGAUGUCAAAGGGUUUAGAAAUUUCCUCUGCAUAUUAAGGAGUGUUUUUUAG